UUGUUGCAGCUUUUGGCUCCACUCCCCAUUGGAUUUGCAGUAUUUUUGGUUCAUUUGGCCACCAUCCCCAUUACUGGAACAGGUAUCAACCCUGCUAGGAGUCUCGGAGCUGCCAUAAUUUACAAUAGAGACCACGCAUGGGACGACCAGUGGAUCUUCUGGGUUGGUCCCUUCAUUGGAGCUGCUCUUGCUGCAAUUUACCACCAGAUUGUCAUCAGAGCCAUUCCUUUCAAGAGCAGGGCUUAAGUUUUCAUGCACUUUCGAGUGUAAUAAUAAUGUUUCAUGGCAGUGUAGUGUUUUUUUCCUUUCUUUUUGUGUGUAACUUAUGGGGCUCUGUGUAUUUAAAGCUUGUUGCAUGUCCUAUGUAUGAAGAAUUCUUUAUUUCUUUUUCA
This is a messenger RNA of Olea europaea var. sylvestris, 392 nucleotides long. RefSeq names its product aquaporin PIP1-3-like. Gene Ontology annotation, cellular component: plasma membrane; plasmodesma; vacuole. Gene Ontology annotation, biological process: transmembrane transport; response to water deprivation. The record is from RefSeq and is a predicted model, not a curated record. Gene Ontology annotation, molecular function: water channel activity. The transcript has 2 exons. The annotation marks the transcript as partial. Lineage: Eukaryota; Viridiplantae; Streptophyta; Magnoliopsida; Lamiales; Oleaceae.